AUGGCUUCCUCAAACGCGGAUAUUGAAACGAGGAUCGCUACAUUACGACAUGAAAUAUUGUCGUACAAACCAGGCAAGGCUGUAUCUUGUGAUGAUGAACGAGUGGUGUUUCCUGAUAAGCUUGUCGUUGGCCGUAUCCCUCUAGAUGCUAUAUUUCGUUACGGAGGCGUCCCCAAAGCGAGAAAUAAAUUGAAGCAGCCCGCCGGGAGCACUGAUAUGUACGAAAUACCUCAACCUGAUGGCUCUCUCUCAGAUGACGACCAGUUGCAGUUGCUUGACCUUCUACGUGGAUGCCUUUAUGAAGGCGACAGAACGUUAGCAGCUAAUGAUCUGAAGAAGAUGUGCACGAAUCCACGAUGUACGUUGUUCUAUGAGAAAACCAAAAAAGAGGUGAAAGAGGCGAAAGAAGCAAAUCAGAAGAUGUCCACAGAAGUCCAAGAGCAAAAUCAGGAAUUAAAGAAAGGGAGAGAGGAAGACAGAGAAAGAUCUGAGAAAGAGCAGCGCUUAUUGGCAGCAGAUAUGACGAAGAAACUCGAGUCUAAGCAACAGCAAGUUGACACUUUGACAGAAAUCGUAGGAGAGAAAGAGCGAAAUGAGACGACUCUAACACAACAUGUUGAAGAGCUAAAGAAAGGGAGAGAGGAAGACAGAGGAAAAGCUGAUAAGGAGAAGCGCUCAUUGGCAGCAGAAAUGACGAAAAAACUCGAGUCUAAGCAACAACGCGUAGACACUUUGACAGAAAUCGUAGGGGAGAAAGAGCAAAAUGAGACGACUCUAAUACAACAAGUUGAGGAGCUAAAGAAAGGAAAAGAGGAAGACAGAGCAAGAUCUGAGAAAGAGAAGCGCUCAUUGGCAGCAGAUAUGACGAAGAAACUCGAGUCUAACCAACACCAUAUAGACACUUUGACAGAAAUCGUAGGGGAGAAUGAGCGAAAUGAGACGACUCUAAGACAACAAGUUGAGGAGCUAAAGAAAGGAAGAGAGGAAGACAGAGAAAGAGCUGAAAAAGAGAAGCGCUCAUUGGCAUCAGAUACGACGAAGAAACUCGAGUCUAAGCAACAGCAAGUAGACAUUCUGACAGAAAUCGUAGGGGAGAAAGGGCGAAAUGAGACGACUUUAAGACAACAAGUUGAAGAGCUAAAGAAAGGAAGAGAGGAAGACAGAGCGAGAUUGGAGAAGGACAAACUGUCAAUAGAAUUAAGCUGGAAGAAGGAGCAUGACUAUAAAGAACGUUUGGAGCAACUUGAGCGUGAGACCUGGAAGCUGAGAACCAAAAUUCAACUAGAAAGUGAGAUACGAUCAGCAGAGGAGAAGAAGAAAGCAGAGACACAUCAAUCGAGUUUCAUUCCUAGGGUGACCUGUGUAAAAAAAGCUCAGGAUGACACAUUAUCAUUUGAGGAUGAUUCAACCGGAGGACUGGGAAGGAGUGAUACAUUACAAGCAGGAGAGGAGCCCCCAGAUGAUGAGUUUGCAGGCAUAUUACAGCAGAUAGCUAACGAUCUUUACGAUGAAGCCAAGAUCGACAGUCUUGCUAGUCAGCUGGGAAUCCUACAUGGUGAUAUACAGAGAGCGCUCAUGACCAAUAUGAGGUUCGGCCCUGUUACCAGUGAUGGAACUCGCCAUAUGCUGAAACAAUGGAGAAGAGGUGUGUCCAGGGAAGAUGAACGGAUUGAGCUAAAGAAGGCACUGCAAGCUGCCAAGUUGGUCAACCUUGCAGACCUGUAUCUCAGCGAAGGUGUAGCAAAAGAACAGAUCGAAGACGUCAAUGAUCAGUAG
Strongylocentrotus purpuratus (purple sea urchin) is the source of this 1776-nucleotide messenger RNA. Its product is annotated as cilia- and flagella-associated protein 251-like. Lineage: Eukaryota; Metazoa; Echinodermata; Echinoidea; Camarodonta; Strongylocentrotidae. Gene Ontology annotation, biological process: protein ubiquitination. The transcript is spliced from 5 exons. The record is from RefSeq and is a predicted model, not a curated record. The coding region runs from base 1 to 1776 and encodes 591 amino acids. Gene Ontology annotation, cellular component: BRCA1-BARD1 complex.